This is a messenger RNA of Pseudomyrmex gracilis, 1646 nucleotides long. RefSeq lists its product as uncharacterized. The record is from RefSeq and is a predicted model, not a curated record. NCBI's taxonomy places the organism in Eukaryota, Metazoa, Arthropoda, Insecta, Hymenoptera, Formicidae. The transcript is spliced from 3 exons. Gene Ontology annotation, biological process: neurotransmitter receptor transport postsynaptic membrane to endosome; neurotransmitter receptor transport, endosome to postsynaptic membrane. Gene Ontology annotation, molecular function: protein binding. The coding region runs from base 526 to 900 and encodes 124 amino acids. Gene Ontology annotation, cellular component: postsynaptic membrane; adherens junction; postsynaptic density.
UAAACCAGGCCUAAGAAUGGUCAUGAAUAUGUUUUACGUUUUCUCGUUCUCGAGCGCCGCUAUGUCCACGUGUUCUAACAUGAACUAGCUAAUAAAACAGUUCACGACUCAAUUCGAUUGUGUUCUAGGCUGUGUGUCUCAUCGCACAGUUUUCUCUCUGUGUAUACCCAGAAGUCCUUGGGUUUAUAUCCGCCGUACGUCUAUUUCGACGAUACACAUGGCUUCGAAAAAAAUGUCGAAGGUCAUUCGGAGACGUUUCGGAAGUCUGCUUGACGGUCGUCUGUUAGCGCAUCGAGACUGAAUCAGAAUCCCGUCGUUCCGACGUGUGUCCACUGAAAACACGCGCGAAUAUCAUAAUUUUUUGUUUUUGUUUGAGUCGCCCGAGAACGCAUUGCUUACUGAAUAAUCCGUCGUGAAUUUGUUGUUAGUCGCGUCGGUGUUGAAUAAUCGGUCGCACACGUGUGAGUCAUUAAAGAAAAAGAUUGGUAUACGUUACAACGUGCGGCGGAGUCCAAGUUUCUUAUUAUGUGCGCAAAAAUGGCUUUUUCGCAUCAGCCGGGUACUGUAAUGGAGUGCCUAAGUAUACCAAUUACAUUACACAAAGAAACAGAAAUCAAUGAAAACGGCGAGGAAGUAAUGAAAUGUGGCUUCAAAAUUGGUGGUGGAAUCGAUCAAGAUUAUACCAAAAGUCCACAGGGUUACACUGACAAUGGUAUAUAUGUAACUGAAGUACAUGAUGGAUCACCGGCUGCGAAGAGUGGCCUUAGGACACACGACAAGAUUUUGCAGUGUAACGGAUAUGACUUUACAAUGGUAACUCAUAAAAAAGCAGUUUCUUAUAUAAGAAAACAUCCGGUAUUGAACCUCUUAGUAGCUCGUAAAGGUGUAACCAGUACUUAAGAACAUGCCAAAAAUUCAUAUAUUACUCGAUAAAUAUUUAUUUCACACUCUUGAAUGAGAAGUCUAUAUUCGUCCCCCAUUUAUAAUUUUUCUGCCAAAUAUUACAAUAGAUGUUAGCGAUCUGUUUGAUUAACAUGUUGAAUAAUGUUUCUAAUCUUAUGAUGCGAAAUACCAUGUUUUAUACAUUAUGUGACAACUAAAAUUGAUUUGUUAACAUAGAAAAAUCAGAUUAUCAGUAUUGCUAAAGUGUCUGAAAAGAGAUAAAGAAGUAUAUCUUCGUUUAUUUCCAAACUGGAGACAAAUAGAAAUCAUACCUGCUUGAUACUUGUUAGUAUCUUUAUAAAGCAGUUUUAUGAGAGACAUGCCAAAGUAAAUAAUACAGUUGCAUUUACUCACGUAUAUCUUUGACUCUAAAAUUGUGGAUUUCUGUUUUUUUCCCACAAAAGAGAAAUUUAACACAGAAAUUCAAGCAUUUACGUAUCUUCAUGACAUAAUAAUAGAGUCUAUAUUUAUAUAUAUAUAUAUAAUUAUAUAUAUAUAUAUUUAUAUUUAUUUAGUUGAAUUCUAUAGUUUUAUAGUCAAAGAUAUGUAUAAUAGACAUAUAUAAUAUUCACUUUUAUAUAUUUUAUAUUCGUAUUAUACACUCGAUUACUCUUUAAGUUCAGAUAUUACAAGAGAAUAGGUAAUAUAUAUGUGAAGGAUAUUUUGAGAAUUUAAUGUUUACGAAAUAUUUUAUAUAUACAUAC